UUAAAUAAUAUUUAAUUGCCACAUUUAACAUCCAGACCUCCUAUCAAAACACCAGACAGCAAAAGAAAGCAAUUGUACUUGCAGUUACCUCGAAGGAAAUCUGACAUUUUGACCAUCAUCCAGAUAUGGGACUUGUCGAAGACCCUCAAGGAGAAGAUAUCAAUGCUUCAUUUCUGACAUAUACCUUCCGCGUGCCUUCCAUGGUCUUUUAAUCCACGGAGGAAUCAUCCAAGAACAUAUUAAUAACAGUUUUUGAAAGAUAAGUGAGAAUGUCAAAAUCUUCGAAUUGUCUUUAAAGCAAAUUAUUAACUGAGAAAUGCUCGCAAGUAUUUUAGUUCAAACACAGCAAAAACUAAUAAGGCUCUCCAUGGUAUUGAUCGCAGGAAAAAGCCAUGCACAAAAUACUUUUAUUUGUAUUCUUAGCCUUCAAUGGAUACUUGAAACCAUGGAGGAUUCUUGCAAACUAAGCCUCGGACGUUUUUCUUUUUGGAUUACAAAACAACUUUCGAGAAGUUGGUUGUCGAGACUUUCAUGGAACUGCCAACAAAUCGGUAUUGCAAAUCAAUGGACAUCGCAUUCAUGGCCGAAGCUUUCUCUUUGAUUUUGCGAAUCAAGAAUGAUGAUAGUUUAGAAGUCAGAUACCUGCCAUGAAGAUACUAACAAAAAAAUCAUCCCAGGAACGUUCUCAAUAACAUGAAGUAAUAUUAUUCAUUUCAUUUGUUGUAAACAACAUUUAAGCAAACGGGCCUGGCAAUUAAAUAUACUUUACUGGGCCCGUCCACUGUUUAAGCCUGCUUGACCCAAAGGGUCUACUGAUGGCCACUAUUAUUUUGGCUCACCAUUAUUUUUUAGUUUGUGGUUGCAAAUAAUUGUGGAGUUGCACACUCAAAAGAUCUUACGAAUUUGUUAGAGCUUAGUCGACUGCAGCAGGCAAAUUGGUGGCAAAAAUUCAGAAAAUUUAAGGAGAGACACAGAGAUGCGUAUGCUGCCGCACUGUCCCAUGGGAAGUGGGCGGGGCAGCAUGGUGCGGGAUAUGUGCUGGAUGGGAGGGGGGAUGGGGAAGGUGGCGCAACCACUAGCAAAGUGGAAUGAAGCGUAUGCGUGUGUAAUUAAGUGUCGCAAAAAGACGCAGGCAAAAGCGAAAGCAAAGCAAAGCAAAAGCAGAUUGUACUGGGCGCUGCUUAGGCUUAUGGUACAUGCGAAGGUAAUCGGGGUGGGGGAGACUGUGGUGCGGGGAGUCUAAGUAAGUGUGUGUGUAUGUGUAAAUAGGAAAAGCAUGUUGUUGUGCUCCUCAUGCUGGUGCUGGCUAACAGGAUGUGAAUAUGGCGUCCGGGGUGUGAGGGUGAGGUUGAGGGUGAUAAAAAUGUUGAUGUAAAUUGCAAAAAACAGUUUUUAUGUCCCAUUGCCGCAUCUCUGUCGCUCUUCUCUCCUCCUCCAUUCAAAAACGGAGGACAACUUGAAGGCGGCCUGCGUGUGAAGUGGUGCAAAAUAUAUUAAACAAGGGCGGUUGGAGCUGAAGCAGCUCCUCCCCAUCCCCCGUCAUUAGGUGGUUGCUUCCGCUUUGAAGUGCCAUUGUUAGUCUAGUUUUUUUUAUUUUAUAUUUUAUUUGGUCUAUUUAUAACGCAUCAUCAAUAUUUUUGCCAUGCUAAUGUCAAACUGAAUAUGCGAUGCGCUGCGCAACACUGGAGGCAUUGACAAAGCUGUCAAAGUAGCGAGGAGAAACUACAUUAGUUCGAGGUAAAAAUUCACAACGCACGGAACCUGGAUAGAGUAUCGAACUUAAGUAUUUAAAGUUGACUUCAAUUCGGAUUUCUAAGGAGCUGACUAUAUCGAGGCAACCCUUUCAAGGCUUGCUAAAUGGCGUUCAUGGUCGAUCUUAAGCUGCCGACUCGCGUCCAACCGGAGGUGUUUCCACGACCAGACAGCUGUGGCGUCCACACAAAUAAGAUAGAUUUUCUGAAACGACAACUGCUCGAUAAGAUACCCGGCAAAUCCUUCGCCCCUGACUUUAUGCAACCGGUGGAUUCGGAACUGCUAAAUGUGCCCGCCUACUACAUGAUCAUCACCGAUCCUAUGGACGUGGGCACCAUUAUUAAACGUGUCCAGAACCAAUACUACCAAUGCGUCGAUGAACUCAUCGAUGACUUGCGACUGGUUAUCGACAAUUGCUUUAAAUUCAAUCGUCCCGGCGAAGUUGUCUACCGGAAGGGUAUGCAGCUGGAGAAGUUCUUCCUUAAAGUCCUGGACCAAAUGCCGCCAGGACCUGAGUAUCCCAGCAGCAGGAAUCCACAAGCUGAACCCAAUCCCCCGCCAUCGGAGAAUACGUUGACAGCGAGGGAGCGUCUGUGUCGCGAAGACUUGAAGAAGCUGCAGAACUGUUACGUCGAUGAGGUGGAUGAAGAAGUGAGGGAAUUCUUCAAGGAGAAGUGGUGCGCGCUGUCCAAGAGGAUUAGCAAACAUGCCUUCAAGACGCUAGAGGAUUUUCAUAUGACCGUUGAUAACAUAUUUCUGCAGAGCCAAGAACAGGCGAAGAGAGUCUACGGGAAUGCCUUCUUUGUGCCCCUGGAAAGUAUCUCUUUGCAGCCCCAUAACAAUCAACUAACCGAGCUGCUCUACGAGGUGAAGCGGAUGGAUGGCAGCCUAAGAGCUCCCUAUAAUGUACAGGCCAAGUGGGAACAUGGCCUAAUGGAUGGCAUUGACUUUAUGAUCGAGAAGCUGAGCAAGAAACUCGAUACAUGUCGCCACGUCGAGGAUGAACGAUACUUGGUUGGCCAGGAGUACUGGAGAAGACAAAGAAUGGUUUCAAGCAAUGGGCACAAGCUGAUGAGUGUCCUGGCUACAAGCUCCAUAAAUGGCAUUAAGGCGGAACCCAAUUUCAGUAAGUCGGAUCGUCAUACGAUGAUGCAACAGUUUGCGAUGAUGCCCAUGCAUGUGAAAGAUGAAAUCAUGGACAUCAUCGCCCGGAACGAAGAUAUAACCUGCGAUAAUUAUGCUCUGCAGUGGUACGAUUUUGAGAACUUCAACAACGAGACGCUGCUGGGCAUGAAGAAGGUGAUGCUACCGCACACCAAACUCAAUCUGCGCAACAUGAACACCUACGAGAAGGCGGACCUGCAACGCUCCCUCGAGAGCCGAUUGGAGACCAUCAAUCAGGUCUUGAGUGGACAUCGACGCAAGUGUCCGAGAGGGAUGCGGGGCAGGAUGCCGGCGAGGAAACGAGCACGCUAUUUCACAAAUUGCGUGACCAAGAAGAGUUGCAGUCUGCAACAGCAAGAUCAGAAACAACAGCGGAGAUCCUCACCGGAGAGUAGCGACGACAGCGACUCAAGUGAUUCGAGCAGCUCCAGCAGCGACUCCACCGAUCGGAGCGAUCCCUCUGAUGACUCUUUGUAGAUAUUUUCCAUUGACAUUUUUUAAUAAAAGCGAAUUAAA
Messenger RNA from Drosophila sulfurigaster albostrigata, 3432 nucleotides. RefSeq lists its product as uncharacterized. The record is from RefSeq and is a predicted model, not a curated record. Gene Ontology annotation, cellular component: chromatin; nucleus. The transcript has 4 exons. Gene Ontology annotation, biological process: chromatin remodeling; regulation of DNA-templated transcription. Lineage: Eukaryota; Metazoa; Arthropoda; Insecta; Diptera; Drosophilidae. The coding region runs from base 1858 to 3393 and encodes 511 amino acids.